UUUAAUUGAGUUGCAGUCGCAAGAAUCCCUUCACACAUUCACAAUGGCAACUGAGCUCCCCACCACAAACGGCCACAGUGCCCAGGAUGGCGAGACAACCUUUGCCGUCAAGGCAGGACUAGCAAGGAUGUUGAAGGGUGGUGUCAUCAUGGACGUUGUCAAUGCUGAGCAGGCGCGCAUAGCAGAGGAGGCUGGCGCAGUAGCAGUCAUGGCUCUCGAGCGCGUUCCCGCAGACAUUCGAUCCCAGGGCGGCGUGGCAAGGAUGAGCGACCCCCAGAUGAUCAAGGAGAUCAUGGACACAGUGACCAUUCCCGUCAUGGCGAAGGCGCGAAUUGGUCACUUUGUCGAGUGCCAGAUCCUCGAAGCCCUCGGCGUAGACUACAUCGACGAGUCGGAAGUGCUCACCCCCGCAGACGCCGUCCACCACGUAGACAAGCACCCCUACCGCGUACCCUUCGUAUGCGGGUGCCGUGGUCUCGGCGAAGCCCUCCGCCGCAUCUCCGAAGGCGCCGCCAUGAUCCGCACAAAAGGCGAAGCCGGCACAGGCGACGUCAUCGAGGCAGUGCGCCACAUGCGCACCGUCAACGCCGAGAUCGCGCGCGCAAAGCACAUGAGCGAGGAGGAGCUGCGCGUGUACGCCAAGGAGCUGCAGGUCGACUUCCCGCUGCUGAAGGAGACGGCUAAGCUGGGCCGUCUGCCUGUCGUCAACUUCGCGGCUGGUGGUGUCGCUACACCUGCUGAUGCGGCGCUGAUGAUGCAGUUGGGCUGCGAUGGCGUCUUUGUUGGCAGCGGCAUCUUCAAGAGCGGCGAUGCGGCGAAGAGGGCGAAGGCUAUUGUGCAGGCUGUCACGCAUUACAAGGACCCUAAGGUGUUGGUUGAGGUGUCUAUGAACUUGGGUGAGGCGAUGGUCGGUAUCAACUGCGGCACUAUGGCCGAGACCGAGAAGCUCGCGAAGCGCGGGUGGUAGGCGGGUUAUGCGGGGACUGGAGAUGUGUAAGAAGGCGGAAUGUAUAGGCGUUCAU
This is a messenger RNA of Dothidotthia symphoricarpi CBS 119687, 1022 nucleotides long. RefSeq names its product vitamin B6 biosynthesis protein. Lineage: Eukaryota; Fungi; Ascomycota; Dothideomycetes; Pleosporales; Dothidotthiaceae. Gene Ontology annotation, biological process: pyridoxine biosynthetic process; amino acid metabolic process; pyridoxal 5'-phosphate biosynthetic process. The record is from RefSeq and is a predicted model, not a curated record. Gene Ontology annotation, molecular function: amine-lyase activity. The transcript is spliced from 3 exons. Bases 44 to 967 code for a protein of 307 amino acids.